Molecule: messenger RNA, 2101 nt
Organism: Megalopta genalis
Lineage: Eukaryota; Metazoa; Arthropoda; Insecta; Hymenoptera; Halictidae
Gene: spz6
Product: Spaetzle domain-containing protein 6
Biological process (GO): innate immune response; central nervous system formation
Cellular component (GO): extracellular region
Molecular function (GO): growth factor activity; Toll binding
Source: RefSeq, a predicted model, not a curated record
GAACGUUAGAGUCCCAGAAUGGUUUGGGUGGAAUGGUAACCGCACGCUUCGAGGUGGGAGAUGGGAUGGCUCGCUUGUACCUUUGGUGGUGAUGAGUACGGGACUCAAGGCAGGAACAGCUCCUUAUACCAUACCACGGGUUUAAUGUGUUCAGUUUUGCUAUGACCGCCGACUGGUCACGAAAUACCUUGACACAGACUUUCAACGUUCAACUUUACAUUCCGCCACGGUAUCCGAGAAUAUACAAAGGAUAACACGAUGGACUUCCGCACGUUUGUUAUGGUACUUCUGUGCGCAUCUUCGUUCGCCGAGGAUCAACACGAGCCGAAACAGACGAAGUUACCGAACAGCAGUGACUCCUCGACGGAAUCGGACGAACCGCCGGAAGGAUAUUACGCGUUCAUCAAGUCGCCGAACGCGGAACCGCCUAAAGUGAGACCACCGCCUUAUAUAGACAGCGACAAAGAAUGUUACGAUUCUGGCAAACAGGGCAAAGGUUUCGUGUCUAUACACAAUAUUUGCGGCGAUCUCAACAAAGGUUACAUUCCGCGAAAUCCUAUGAAGCAAUACUUUAAUGGCUCCUCCUACCCCUUUGCUUUAUUGAAGAAUCACACGCUGAGAUUUCUUAGCAAAGCUUUGCCCAUACUCAAGGCCGACGACUCUCUGCCAAAAGUCGCUACCGUUCAAUCUUUCUCGCAAAAUUCCGUCGACACCGACGAGAAACGAAGCAGAAACAAAAGAUCCUCUGAUUCGGAAGUCAAUUUAGACCCGCCUAGAAAUGGUCGAAAGUUCUGCGAAAAUGGAGAAGGAGUGGUCUGCAUGCUGUACAAGGCCAUACAAGGAGAACCUCUGGCCACUUCGGCGGCGGAACGGCGGGACGAGCCUUCCACCCCUGAGUACAGGCAACGCGUGCAAACACAGGAGAAACCAGAGUACACCGGUCCUCCCACUCCUUGCCCGGCCAAAGUGGAAUACGCGACGCCAGUUUUCGCGAAGAAUUACCAAGGAGUAUGGCGUUACGUAGUCCAAAUACCAUACGAAGGUUAUUUCACGCAGACAAUUGAAGUCACCAGAUGCAUGCAAUCAAGGUGCCACUACCUGGAUGGUGGUUGUCUAUCGUCGCCGAGAUGGACUAGUCUACUGGUGGCGGAAAUCUUUUAUCCGGACACGAUCCUAGACGAGAAUCAGAAUUCCCGAUUGAACGGACUCAGGGAUCCGGCUGGUUCACCACCUCCGGUUCACGAUUUUCAAAAUUAUCAGCAAUACUUGCAGAAACGUGCCGGCGAAAAUGAAGCUCGUAACAAUGCUGGGUCCCAGCAACAUCAUUGCGACGGAGUCGACGAGAUGGGUUGUUUUCAGGUGAGAUUGUACUACGAUUGGUUCCUGGUGCCAGGCAGUUGCAAGUGUUGGCGUCCCGACUACUUCAAUCGAUACGUUCGUCGGAGUGGAUCGAACGUUGAAUUGUGAUCGAACCAGAUCGAACUUCGGAAACGAAGCAAAGGAGCGACGAAAGAAACACGUCCUUGAUCGCGCGUUAAAAUUAAAGGCUAACCUUGAUAUCGAUCUGUUGCUAAAAUUUCAAUGAAAUUGCAAAUCGAUAAGGCAAGGGGCCCAUCGUACGAAAGCCAUUCCGUUUCAAAUAUUGGAUCAUGUUUUACUGAUAAGACUAGAGUUUUUGAGAGAUGAUGCAGUUAGAUAAGAUAAGUCGGUAUCAUGGCGUGCGAUUAACACACUAGCUUUAAUUGGGGUACUUUAUUGCUUUGAGAUUGCAACAUUGUGCACCUUAAGACUGACAGAGUACCGCCGUCGUAAUUUGUUGCACCUCGAGAUGCAUAACGACGAACGGCGUUACUAAGCACUUUUCAUUUUUAAUAAAUAAUAUUUUAUAUUUGUACAUAUGUACGUGCAAUCGAAGCAUACAUUCAUUCCACAGAAUAUUAUUAUAUGUAUCAUUAUAUUGCCACUUUUAUUAAUUUUAUCGUUAUUUAUAUUUAGUUAAAAAAAAAUUACUCUAUUAAAUAUACUAUUCUUAAGUUUUAACUACAAUGAUGGAAGGUUGUAUAUGACGUAUAUAAACAAUUAAAACUCGUAUCUCAGGGCA